AUGUUUAUAUAUAUAUCAAUCGAUUUCUUGUUUAAUUUAUAUCCUCAUUUACUACGUAUAUUUAUUCCUUCAUUUUUAAUGCAAUGUUUUAUCAAUACACCAACUUCCUAUUUUCGUGUGAUGGACAACUUUACUGGUUUGAUUGAAUUCAUAAUUGGUAUAAAUUGGUCAUUGUUUUAUACGUCGAAAACACAACUCGAAAGAUUACAAUUUCGUCAAAUCUGGGUAACAUUAUGCGUUAUUCUGUGGUCUUUGCGAUUAGGUGGAUUUUUAGUUUAUCGAAUGUUUGUUCUUGGUCCACUAGACACUCGUAUUGAUGACAUAGCAAAGAAAUAUGGACGAUUUAGUGUGAUUGCUUUUUGGUUAUGUCCACAUGCAUUCUGGUCAGUUAUUUGUUGUUUACCAAUCGCAUUAAUUCAUGCUUUUCCAAUGGCAAAUGUUAAAUUCAAUAUUUUAGAUUUAAUCGGAUUCAUAUUUUGGAUUUGUGGAUUUCUUAUGGAAUCAUUUGCUGAUCGAAACAAAUUGAAAGGAAAAUUAACUCGAAAAAAGAUAUAUUAUCAUCUUGGUUCAAUGUGGAAUUAUUCUCGAAAUCCAAAUCAUUGUGGUGAAGUUUUUUGUUGGUUGGGAUUAUCGAUUACAGCUCUCAAUCUAUUUUUUCAUCAUCUUUUGUAUCGAUAUAAUUUUUUUAUGAUAAUUUUAUCACAGAUUAGUCCUUUAUUUACACUUUCGAUAAUGGUAUUUGAAGCGACAUUAGCAUCGGAAAUUAGUAAUAAUAAACGUUUUGGAAAUCAAUUAGAAUAUCAUCAAUAUCGUCAACGAACAUCCGUUCUCUGGCCAAUUACAUCAGAAAUUUAUUUUCGCUUACCUAAAUCAAUCAGAAAAGGUUUAUUUUUUGAUUUGGAUAUGUACAACAAAGGACUAAAAAAAACAAGUUAA
Molecule: messenger RNA, 936 nt
Organism: Rotaria sp. Silwood2
Lineage: Eukaryota; Metazoa; Rotifera; Eurotatoria; Philodinida; Philodinidae
Source: the annotation of a GenBank genome assembly